UAUCCUGUGCGGGGGCGAAAUGGAGCUCGAGGCCAUGAGUAGGUAUACCAGCCCGGUGAACCCGGCUGUCUUCCCUCACCUGACUGUGGUCCUUCCGGCCAUCGGCAUGUUCGGCAUGUUCUUCACUGCCUGGUUCUUCGUUUACGAGGUCACCUCUACCAAGUACACACGCGAUGUUUACAAAGAGCUCCUCAUCUCCUUGGUGGCCUCACUCUUCAUGGGCUUUGGAGUCCUCUUCCUCCUGCUCUGGGUUGGCAUCUACGUAUGAGUCUCCAAGGGUACCCACCAGGCAGCUCACUAAGUCUCUGCUUUUGUAAAUUAAUUUUUUACCAUUGCUACGUGUCCCUCCUGCUGUUUACAAUAAAGGCAGAUGUGUGACAAAA
Molecule: messenger RNA, 383 nt
Organism: Apodemus sylvaticus (European woodmouse)
Lineage: Eukaryota; Metazoa; Chordata; Mammalia; Rodentia; Muridae
Product: transmembrane protein 258-like
Exons: 1
Coding region: 20-268 (82 amino acids)
Biological process (GO): protein N-linked glycosylation
Cellular component (GO): membrane-bounded organelle
Source: RefSeq, a predicted model, not a curated record